AUGACCACCGCAAAUAUUUUCCGUCUCAAAGCCUCAAUUCAGGAAUACGAAUGGGGGAAGCCGGGCAGCUCGUCCCUCGUUGCGAAAUAUGCGAAUGCUGCUGUUGGUGACGAGUACAAAGUCGAAGACACGAAGCAUUAUGCAGAGAUUUGGAUGGGGACACACAAAAAUGGUCCUGCUUCAGUAUGGAACAGCCCGGACAUAACUCUGCAUGGGCUCAUAAUGGCCUCCCCACGUGUCUUCUUAGGCGCUCGACUCACAACUCCGACAUUCACUCAAGACGCAAAGUUCCCGCAUAGCACAGACGUUCCUUUCCUGUUUAAGAUUCUUUCAAUAGCUAAGGCUCUCCCGUUACAAGCCCAUCCAGACAAAGAGCUGGGGGAGAAGCUGAACAAGGAGGACGCAGUACAAUUCUUUGACUCCAAUCAUAAGCCCGAGAUUGCCGUAGCUCUUGCGGAUGGCUUCAAGGGCUUCGUUGGCUUCCGUGAGCCAAAGCUUAUUGCAAAGGAUUUGGAAAACAUUCCGGAACUCGGGGAGGCGAUUGCAAAUGAUGAAGAAAUUGCACGUUUCAUCCGCGAGCAGGAUAAAGCAUCCCUGAAGCUUGUCUUCUCAAAACUUCUAUCAACUAGCACCGAGAGUGUUUCGCAGGCCGUAUCAAAGCUCAUGGGACGUGUCAAACGACAUGGAGCCGCCGCCAUCGGUGGCAAUACCUCCCAAACAGAUCUCGUCAAAAUUCUGAAUGCGCAAUACCCUCAAGACGUUGGCGUGCUCGCAGCGCCGUUCUUCAUGAAUCUCGUCACACUCAACCGUGGCGAGGCUAUCUACAUUGGUGCGGAUGAAGCACAUGCGUAUUUAGAAGGGGAUAUUAUUGAAUGUAUGGCUGUAUCGGAUAACGUCCUUAACGCAGCGUUCGUUCCUCCCGACACGCGUAAUACACGCACGUUUACCGAAUCGCUGACAUACACUGCGCGUGAGCCAAAUCAUUGGUUACUCGAGAAGACACCGUACAAACGUUCGAGAACUGGGAGGACGACGGCGUUUGAUCCGCCAUUGGAAGAGUUUACCGUAUUGUGGACCAAGUUAAGGGAGCAUGAGGGAGGCGAGGAAUACUUGGAGAAUGCGGAGGGCCCGACGAUUGGAAUCGUCACGCGAGGUACCAUUGAGUUUGAGGAGCAAGGUCCGGAUCGUGAUAAGCUUGUGCUGGGAGAGGGAGCAAUUAUCUUCGUCAAGCCGAAGACGGAUCUCAUCGUAAGGUCCACGGCAGAGGAAGGUGAAGUGUGGUGGUCAACCUGUGUCGAGUAA
This is a messenger RNA of Fomitiporia mediterranea MF3/22, 1302 nucleotides long. Its product is annotated as mannose-6-phosphate isomerase. The record is from RefSeq and is a predicted model, not a curated record. Gene Ontology annotation, molecular function: zinc ion binding; mannose-6-phosphate isomerase activity. Gene Ontology annotation, cellular component: cytosol. Gene Ontology annotation, biological process: GDP-mannose biosynthetic process; carbohydrate metabolic process. The transcript has 2 exons. Bases 1 to 1302 code for a protein of 433 amino acids. Lineage: Eukaryota; Fungi; Basidiomycota; Agaricomycetes; Hymenochaetales; Hymenochaetaceae.